CGAUAAGCUCGUGUUCGUGGGGGUGCCCGCGUGGCCACUGAAAUCCGCCGCGAUCACGUCGGGGUCACCAAUUUAGCGAGGAAUCGAGGUGCAGGGUUUCGCGCACAAUAAAGAAUAACACCUUCUCACUUAUAGUUUUCAAAUUAGACUUUAUUACUAGACUAAUAUCACAAACUUCGAGAUCGCGUGGCGGACAGAUUGCUGUGUGUCGGUGUCGUACUGGCGGACGAUGUGUCGCGUGCCGUUGCCUGUGACCAAGAGAGCGAGCGGCUUGCUCGUCUCCGGCAGGAAACGCUCGGGGGAGGGCAGCGCUCUCUAGUAGAUCGCCCGAGGCUGAAGGAGCUGCUUGCGGCGACCGCGAGAUGGUGCCAGCAGUCCGGGUGGAGCAACCGCCACACAUACAUACAAAAUUCUAACCUAAUACUUUUAUACUGAUACAGUAAUACAAUAUUAGUGAAAAAAGUACUCCUAAAGUAAUAGUGAACGUUGUUGUUAUUAUGAUAUUAAUAUAAAAGAACUAGUGGUACAGAGAAAAAAGUGAGAAUGGCUGAUGAGUUCGACGACGUUGUUUUGGAAAUUUUGAACGACGAAGAGGAAGAGGAAAUUCAAAGGCGCAAUAGAUUUCAACAACUGCGAAUGGAAAGACGUCAGCUCAGAGAUGCCUCUAACCCUUUUACUUUGUCAGCGGAAUAUUUUAUAAGAUAUUACAGGAUGCCUCCAGAGGUUGUAAUACGGCUCAUCAAUCAAAUUCAAAACCAUUUAUUGCCAGAGAGGAGUACUGCAGUUCCAGCAUAUCUAUCAGUGCUCAUAACAUUGAGAUUUUUAGCAGAAAGAGCUCUGCAAAAAGAUUUUGCUCAAGAUUUCGUCCAUCCCGUAAGCCAGUCUACAGCGAGUGCAUGUAUACACCGAGUGAUUGGUGCCAUCAAUCACUUGGCAAAUGAGUACAUGCGAUUUCCUGUAAUGGAAGAGCAAUGGCAAUAUAUUUCAAACAGAACUAUUAGGAUUGCAGGUAUAAUUGGAGUAGUUGAUGGUUUCUUAGUUUCCUUCCAAAAGUAUAGAGUCAAUGAGGAGGCAUUUUUUAAUUAUCGUGUCGGCUCAUCAAAACAAUUGAUUGUAGACUCUGAUUACAAUAUCUUGAAUAUACGUGUCUGCCCCGGCAGCAACAAUGAUAGAUUUGUCUGGCAAUUUAGUGAUGCCAAAGAAUAUAUGGAAGGACUUCGUAGGGAUGCAAAUUUUCCUCAUCGCUAUUAUGCAUUAGCGGAUAGUGGUUACACUCCCUCUUCAGUUCUAUUGACACCGGAUCUCCAUGCAGCAGUAGGAUCGCCAGCUGAAAGAUAUACAAUGGAGCAUUUGAGGACUCGUUGCAUUGUUGAACAGACAAUUGGACUUCUCACUAAUGUGUGGAGGGCAAUCAGUAGAAGCAGAAAAUUAUAUUACUCCCCAGAAAAUGUUGUAAACAUAAUCCAUGCUUGUGCCAUUUUGCACAAUUUCUGAAGAAGGCAUGGUCUUUAUGAUGAACUUGAUGAUAAUAUCGAGUCUGUAGUGCACAACAACAAUCGCGAAGAUGAUCAUGAGGGAAGAGGAUAUCAGCAAGGAAUCGCAGAGAGAAAUCAACUUAUUGCUCAGUAUUUUUAUUAAUUAUUAUUAUUUUUAAAAGCUUCUGUUACCGCUAAAAUGUAAAAAAUAAAAAACUUUUUUAAAAAA
Molecule: messenger RNA, 1704 nt
Organism: Nasonia vitripennis (jewel wasp)
Lineage: Eukaryota; Metazoa; Arthropoda; Insecta; Hymenoptera; Pteromalidae
Product: putative nuclease HARBI1
Exons: 6
Coding region: 544-1494 (316 amino acids)
Source: RefSeq, a predicted model, not a curated record